Molecule: messenger RNA, 867 nt
Organism: Fraxinus pennsylvanica
Lineage: Eukaryota; Viridiplantae; Streptophyta; Magnoliopsida; Lamiales; Oleaceae
Source: the annotation of a GenBank genome assembly
AUGUAUCGAUGGGCGGCGAAGCGGCUGCUACCGGUUCUGGGCUGCCGAAAUCCUCAUUUCCGAUGCUCAUCCUCAGGCAGUCGAGCCGUAGCAGGUGUUAUAGACUCGGCGCGAUUUUCAACAUCAGCUGCCUCGGAGACAAUUCGUGACCAAAAUCACAAUUUUGACUCUUUUGCAUCAUCAUCUUCUAAGGCGUGGAGCCAAGAAGAAAGGUCGAGUUCCCACGAUGAAACUCAUCGAUGUAGAACUACGACUCGACCUAGAGCUCACUGGCAGGAUGAACAGAAGCGUGUUCUUCAUGCAUCUCUCCGUCACGUGAUACGGUUGGGAUGGACUGAUGCGGCAAUGAUAGCUGGAGCACGGGAAUUUUUCAUGGAUGAUUGUCUCCAAAGGCUGAUUGACAUUAUUGACUUGCAAGAGGAUUUAACAAAUUUAAUACCCAGUCAUUGCAUUGCGAAGCUUGUGAGAAUUCGCCUAGAAAUGCAGGCUCCUUACAUUUCAAAGUGGCCUCAAGCACUGAGCAUACAGGUGCAACCCUUAAAUAUACCAACGAGCUUCAAGCAGCGGGCAAUGCUUGUUGAUGAGAUUUGGCAUGCUGCCAAGGAUGAAGCUGUUGAUAUUGAUUGGUAUGCAAAGUGUACAGUCCUUGGUGGGAUAUAUUCCACAACUGAGCUGUACAUGCUGACUGAUACUUCUGUAGAUUUUCAGGACACAUGGGAAUUCUUGGAUGGAAGAAUCAGAGAUGCUUUUGAUCUAAAGAAGUCGGUUCAAGAGGAAGUUACUGCGAAGUAUUUGGCUGAAGCAGUUGGUGCUGGGAUUGGAAGUUCCUUUCCAGGAUUUGUGAAGAGAGUUUUCAAUGGUGAAUAA